GGGGCAGGGGCUCGCGGAGUGGAAGCAGGGUCACGAGGUGCAGCCGGACGGACCCUCUGGGCUGCGGAAUGCCGCUGGGAGAGAGUUGUACAUUUGCAAAAUCCUGAGGCUCUUGGACUGAAAACGACCUUCCUCUCCCACCUACGGUCUCCACCAUGAUUCAUAGCCUUUUCUUGAUCAACUCCUCUGGAGAUAUUUUCUUGGAGAAACACUGGAAAAGUGUGGUGAGCCGUUCUGUUUGUGAUUACUUUUUUGAGGCGCAAGAGCGAGCAACUGAGGCGGAAAAUGUCCCUCCAGUUAUUCCCACCCCUCACCACUAUCUCUUAAGUGUUUACCGUCACAAGAUCUUUUUCGUGGCUGUGAUCCAGACGGAGGUCCCGCCUCUGUUUGUCAUUGAGUUCCUUCAUCGAGUAGUGGACACAUUUCAGGAUUAUUUUGGAGUCUGUUCAGAGCCAGUGAUAAAAGACAAUGUGGUUGUGGUUUACGAGGUACUGGAAGAGAUGCUUGACAAUGGGUUUCCAUUGGCUACCGAGUCGAACAUCCUCAAAGAACUGAUAAAGCCUCCCACUAUCCUUCGAACAGUAGUCAACACCAUCACAGGAAGCACCAAUGUGGGUGACCAACUUCCCACUGGGCAGCUGUCCGUGGUACCUUGGCGACGGACCGGGGUGAAAUACACCAACAAUGAGGCCUAUUUUGAUGUGAUUGAAGAGAUUGAUGCCAUCAUUGAUAAGUCAGGGUCCACCAUCACUGCUGAGAUCCAGGGGGUGAUCGAUGCCUGUGUCAAGCUGACUGGAAUGCCCGACCUCACGCUUUCCUUCAUGAACCCCAGGUUGCUGGAUGAUGUCAGCUUCCAUCCGUGUGUUCGCUUCAAGCGCUGGGAAUCUGAGCGCAUCCUGUCCUUCAUUCCCCCUGAUGGAAACUUCCGCCUGCUCUCUUACCAUGUCAGUGCACAGAACCUGGUGGCGAUUCCAGUGUACGUCAAACAUAACAUCAGUUUCCGGGACAGUAGUUCUCUCGGGCGCUUUGAAAUAACAGUGGGGCCUAAGCAGACCAUGGGGAAGACCAUAGAGGGGGUGACUGUCGCCAGCCAGAUGCCCAGAGGCGUCCUGAACAUGAGCCUCACGCCGUCUCAGGGGACACACACGUUUGACCCAGUUACUAAGAUGCUGUCCUGGGACGUGGGAAAAAUAAACCCCCAAAAGCUACCAAGCUUGAAGGGGACCAUGAGUCUUCAGGCUGGAGCUUCCAAACCAGAUGAGAACCCCACGAUCAACCUGCAGUUUAAGAUCCAGCAGCUGGCCAUUUCUGGACUCAAAGUGAAUCGUCUGGAUAUGUAUGGCGAGAAGUACAAACCCUUUAAGGGCAUAAAAUACAUGACCAAAGCUGGAAAGUUCCAAGUUCGAACCUGAAGGGAGAGUUCUGCAAAGGGAACAGUCGUGGACACUUUUUCAUUUCUUACUUGUCCAAAAGUAAAAACCAUCAGCCUG
Molecule: messenger RNA, 1490 nt
Organism: Phacochoerus africanus (Common warthog)
Lineage: Eukaryota; Metazoa; Chordata; Mammalia; Artiodactyla; Suidae
Gene: AP3M2
Product: adaptor related protein complex 3 subunit mu 2
Exons: 9
Coding region: 156-1412 (418 amino acids)
Biological process (GO): endocytosis; intracellular protein transport
Cellular component (GO): clathrin adaptor complex; cytoplasmic vesicle
Source: RefSeq, a predicted model, not a curated record